UCGAGUGGCGAAUGCGUGAUACUCGAACGCGAUGGCGGUGAGCGGCGAGCAGAAUUCGCCGCGAGUUCAACCGAUUCACCGUCUUCCGCACCAAAAGAUUUUAAAAUUUAUCACGAAAACAUGAUCGGGUAACUUGGAAAGAACGGGUAAGGAGGAAGCUCACUCUCGAAGCACCAACACUCGAUGACGUCAUUCCACCAGCGGCAACAUGGAGCCCGAAACGCGAUAGGACGCGGGUUCGAGACUCGAGAAGCUCGAGCGAGGUCGCGCACGUUCCAAGCUGUCUCUCGAAUUAACCUCGAAUCGUUGCGUCGAUCGCGUAAUCGCCGCCGCGACGCGAACCGCUCGAUCGCGACCUACGACCAACCACGAUCGUUUCCUCGAUUCUUCGUUCUCGUUCGUCCUCCUCGUUCGACGUUUCCUACUCUCGAAACUCUGCGAGCCACCGUCCGCGACUACGGUUCCUUUUACGUUCCCUUUUACACGUGAUUUCCGAGAGAACGCUAACAGAGGGCGGUCGCACGCGCGUGCUCCGCGACUGCGAUUCCUUCACUGCGGCUAACCACCAGAGAUUCGUGAUCGAAGCUGCGCGUCGCGAUACUCGCUCCGUUUCUCGUCCAGGGGACCAAGGGACGUAGUAGUCCGAGCCGAACAGACCCGACGCCAGUCGUGCCGAUUCGUGGCCUGUCGCGAGAAUUCGUGAGGAGUCGUGCCGUCUCGGCUACUCUCGACGAUGCCACCCGUCACCCACCGUUCUCCUUUAUUCCUAACCUCGCUUUUGCGCUAAACGCUCUACGUUCCUGCUUCUUUCCUUCCUCUCGCGUUCGACGUUUCCUUCCCGUUAAGUUUGCGCACGGCGGCCGAUCUUUUCGAUACCGUUCGGACUCGCGCGCUCCCUCGCCGACCUCCUUUUCCUUCGUUACCUUCGAGCCGACUAAACCGGACCGAUCGACUCGUUGUUCCGUUCGCCCACUUUACUCGCCCUUCCACCGCGCGAGACGCGAUCGCGCCACAACCGAAAUAAUCGCUUCGUCGACCGAUCUACCCGUCGCCGCGCCACUCUUUGCGUCAUUUCGACGGGUCGUUCCGCUUUUCCGUGACGCGACGGCACGGUUAAUUCGCGUUUUCGACCGCGAACUCGUCGACCAGAGAAACGAAAAUGCCGCCGGCUACCUACGUGUCUCGAAUCAAUCAGAUCGACGCGGCUCAAUUGGACGAGGAAAUUUAUAAAGUGUUGCGGAACCAAGCGAAAGAGAUUACCAAGUAUCAACCGAUCGAAAAGAUCGAUCGAUGGCAACCAGAGAUCGACGCUCUUCUCCGCUAUCUGGUAUGGUACUUUUCGUUGCGACGAGGAAAUUCGACCUUUGGCCAGCAACUGCUCGAUUUGCGUUACGAGAACAUCACCGGUACAAAGUCCGUUCUCUACUUGAUUUCGACGAUCGUCCCGGCGUACGCGCGAGAUAAGCUCGCCAACACCGACGUCGAUCGAAAUUUCAAGACCGCGUUCGAUCGUAUCGCGAACGUCGCGAGAUUGCUCGAGUUGAUCAACUUGCUGGUGUUUCUGCAUCGUGGAACGCAACCUCGCCUCGUCGAGUAUCUGUUGGGGAUAGCAAACAGUUCGUCGACCGUUCACAAGCCCAGGAGCAUCGGAUACUCGUACAUGACGAGGGAACUGCUCUGGCACGGUUUAACGGAAUUGUUCACCACCGGCUUACCCAUGCUCAAUUUCCAUUACCUGAAGCACACGGCGAAGAAGCUCUUCGCGGGUACGAGCAAUCGCGCCAACCUACGACGUUCUUUCCCGGCGAUGAACCGAUCGACCAAGUGCUCUUAUUGCGGCGACGCUCCGAUCUUGCCGGUUCACGCCGGCUGCGAACAUCUCUUUUGCUACUAUUGUCUGAAGGCCCAUUUCGUCGCGACGCGCGACUUUCAGUGUCCCGAAUGCGACACCAGACUCUACGUACAAGACAUGAAAACGUACCGAUCGAGUUUUCCGAGUUUGCCCGCCGAACCGGAAACCAGUUGAACCGAAUUAGACUUUGUUCGGCCGUCUUCUUUCUUUCGUUUUCAUCGUUUCUCGAUUAUUAUUCGACCACGUUUAAACUGUUCCGCGCGACGAUUAACGCGAAUCUACCUUCGUGUCCUCGUCUUCUCUGUACAACAUUUUGCGCCUGUGUAUUCAGUUUUGUUUUAUUAAAAAAUAGCAAUACAAAAAUUUUCUUUAUUCACUUUGAUACAAGGUUUCGAUCUUAUUUCUUUACUCGGCGUUUCCUUCGACACGAACGACGAUGGAACGAUUACGAGAUACGUGCGUCGUUCGUCGAAAUACCCAACGAUUACCGUAUAAAAAUAUUAUUCCGCAUCGUAGUAAAACGCUUUCCCUUUCGUGCAUUCGACGCGAUACGCGCUUCUUUUUUACUUUUUCACCUUUUUAAAUACAGUAUUAUCCUAUAUACAGAUCGGUCGAAUGAUCCAUUCGUCGAGUCGUUUCGCUUGCUCGAUGGGCGGAUACGUCCUUUCGAUCGUCUUACGACGAAUUCGAACGCGCGCUAUAAACGCGUAUAGCCAUUCUGGAAUGUUUUCGUUUCAUCUCGUUCUUGUCCUUUUUAUUAUUUCUUUCAGCUUUACGGAAACGAUCGCCUCGUUGUUCCGAAAACGUACUUUACGCGCCGUUCGAUACGAUUAGCCGAGACGCACGAUAUUUCGACGAUCUCGCGGACACCGAACAAAAUCGUAUCGAAUUCUCUUCCCGUCUUUUCUUCUUUGCGUGUUUAUUUUUCGGCAAGUACGGUCAACGCGGCUCGUCGUUCGGAAACGUAUCGAAUACGUCGAUUCGAAACUGGGACGCGACUUUCGCGAAGGAAACAGAUUCGUCGAGAACGCGUUACCGUCGGUAUCGUUUCAACGAUCGUUAUUUAUCGUUAUUCUUUUACUCCGUCCAUGAGAGCAUACUCGAGAGAAGCACGUUCGGUCAGUCGAGCUAUUUCAACGGAUAGUUGCUGCAUCCUCGUUCUUCCCAAAUUUCUCUCUUCCUCCGUGUCGGUCGAGUCGCGAUUUUCCCUUCGUUCUGUUCUACGAACAGAAAAAACCUGAUCGGCGACAAAGAGGAAGAGAGAGAAACAAGUUGGCAGAAAAAGCGCGAUACGCAACGCGUCGGGAAAAACACGGAACGAACGGUCCUGAUGCUUUCGGAUCGUACCGUAAUCGUGACGGUUGAAGCGCUAGGCAUCGAAAAUUUCGUUGUCGCGUCCUAGUCUCUUUUAUCGUUUAAUUCUAAUCUCUGUAACAACUAGUUGAUUCGCAACGUCGCGCGAAAUACCGGCUGAAAUUUCGCGCAAUUUUGCGGAUAGGAACAUCGAAGAACAGCACGACGCGUCGAUUCGAAAAAUCGAGUUCCGUACGAUCGUGCGAGAACUCGCGUCGAAAGAAAUUUUGCGCCCAUCGAUCAAGCUUCGUCUCGCGAAUAACGAAUCAGCGACGCUUUUGCGACGUUGCAUCGCGAAAACGAAAAACGAGAAAACGAGAACGAUAAUGUUCCUUACGAAGGUAACGACAAAGUGGAAAACGCGUUCGCGGUCCGAUCGGUGGGACGAUCGAACAACGAAUCGUUCGAAGCUAGUUAAUUAGUCCUUUCGUUUAUUCGAAGAAACGAUUAUAUCGGUUAACCGUGAAACACGAACACGAGGAACAGGGACGAUCGGACACAGUCUUGUAAUAUAUCCCACGUAUACUCACGCGCGCACACAUACAUAUACAAUAAUAGGUACACACAAGCGGAUAACGCGACACGUAGAACCACCUUUUUUUCUUUUCCCAACAUUCUAAUAUAACGAUCGUUAUCGAGCACGGGGCGAUCGCGCGGUACCGAACGAAAAUAAUAUACGCUCGAAAAGGCUCGAUAAAUUUCUAUCGGAACUUUUAGCGGUUAAAUUCUCGGCAUCGUCGACCGAGACGGUGUUACGAUAUCCUACCGUGGACCCAUGUUCGAUCACCCUACGUCGAACGCUUCCGUUUCGGUCGUGCUCGCGAGAGAAAGAAAAAAAAUUGGUUUAAAACGUUAAUAAUUUAUAUCGAGCGAUUACCUUACCACCGUAAAACCGUUAACGCGUAAACGGACCAAGAAAACUCGUGCAUGCAGCUUGAUCCGACAAAAGUAUCUCUCGGCUCAACGAUUCCCCGCGUGAUCGUAUCGAGUGCUCGGAUUCGAAAGAAACAAAAAAAAAAGUGAGGGGAAAGAAAAAGAAAACGUAAGAAAAUCACGAUGCACCCGAAAUAUCGAUCAACUGUCUGGCGUAAACGCGCUCUAAACCAACCGCGCGAGUUGAGCUCGAAUCGCGCUUUCGAAGCAGCAAACUCGAACAUUCGACGCGCGUUCGGCGUCCCUCGCGAAUCAAUAAUAAAUACUUUGUUAUUUUGUAAAACUCGAAAACGGAGCCGCGAACACUCGCAAGCCGACUCGCUGUUCGAUUCUGCCGCGCUUUCUACUCUUCUCCUUUUCCUUUCUUCUCUUCGCGUCUCACCGAAUUUCGAGCUUAGUCGAGAUAAAUAUUUGAACUUCGCUAAGGCGAAAGGCCGCCGAUCGCGCGGACGCGUUUGUCGCGUUUUCGUUGCAACGAUCGAAUCGUUGUCCAUUCAUCGAUUUCUUCUACAUAUACGCCGUUCGCGAUUCACCAAGUGCUCGCCGUUACGUAAACGCGCGCGAAGCGACGAAGGAAGUCAUCGAACCGCCGAGUAUCAUGCGACGGAUUGAAAGACAAUUUAGCAACGCAAGAAAACGUUAACGAAACUAAAUUAGCAAUAACGAGUUCCUUAACCUAAGGCACCUACCGGCUGCGCGAAUCGAGGACUGUGGAAUGAAGAAAAAAAAUUAAAAAAAAAAAAAAAAAA
Megachile rotundata (alfalfa leafcutting bee) is the source of this 4887-nucleotide messenger RNA. RefSeq names its product peroxisomal biogenesis factor 2 (gene Pex2). Gene Ontology annotation, cellular component: peroxisomal membrane. Gene Ontology annotation, molecular function: zinc ion binding. Gene Ontology annotation, biological process: protein import into peroxisome matrix. Lineage: Eukaryota; Metazoa; Arthropoda; Insecta; Hymenoptera; Megachilidae. The record is from RefSeq and is a predicted model, not a curated record.